AUGCACGGCCAGGACGACAGCUACGGGCACGAAGGUGGUGAAGGCGACGAGGGCUAUGACUACGAAGACCAUCAUGGCGGCGACGGCCAAGGCAUGGGUGGGGACAUGAGCGGGAUGGAGGGGGGACAGGAUGGCGACAUGGCAUCCUUGGUGCAGCUCGUGGUCAAACUGGUCAUGGACCCGCAGCCGGGGCCUUCGCACGUCCCCAAGCCGCAGCACGCGCAUUCGAGAUUCGCUCAGGAUCCUCACCACGCCGAGUCGAUGCAGCUCUUGGACAAGAUUGCUUCGGAACCUAUCCACGAAGCACACCUGGAGAGCAUGGUCCACGUCGGGCUUUUGCUGCUCGCUCGCCUUGCAAAGAAAGUCGGCAUGACUGCCGGCCACGAGGCUCAAGACAUGGGCGGUGUCCCGGGUCAAGGUCAGGGCUUGAACGGAGGAGGGCAGGGUGGCCACGAUGGUGGCGAUGGUGGUCACGGCGGUCACGAUGGUCUUGGUGGUCAUGGCGGCCAUGAGGACGAGGACGGCGGCCACGAUGAGGACGAGGAUUGUUAG
Messenger RNA from Fonsecaea pedrosoi CBS 271.37, 552 nucleotides. RefSeq lists its product as uncharacterized. The record is from RefSeq and is a predicted model, not a curated record. The transcript is spliced from 2 exons. Lineage: Eukaryota; Fungi; Ascomycota; Eurotiomycetes; Chaetothyriales; Herpotrichiellaceae. Bases 1 to 552 code for a protein of 183 amino acids.